CAGCAUUACCUCGCACAAACACCCGGCUGCACAACCCUGGUGUCAAAAACUUGUUUUUCCCUUUAUCUAUAAGCUAUGUCAAACCGCGCCAACGCAGGUGGCUGGUUGAAAGGAAAGACCGUCCGGAAAGGUGGCAUAACAUCCAAUGCACACACCGCUCGCUCCAGCACACCUCAAGUUCAGAGCACUUCCUCUACCCUUUUCAGCGGGGGCGUUAAAGAUGCAUCUGGGCGAACUACAGAAUAUUUCUCCAUGGAUGACCAAUGCCCUGUAUGCAAGUCUGAUCGGUACUUAAACCCCAAGCUCCGUCUUCUUGUCAGUUCUUGUUACCACAAAAUGUGCGAGUCGUGCAUCGACCGCUUGUUCACCUUAGGACCCGCACCGUGUCCUAUCUGCCAAAAAGUCCUACGAAAGCUUGCAUUCACUCCACAGACUUUUGAAGACCUUACUGUGGAAAAAGAAGUCGCCGUGCGCAGACGAAUAGCCAAGGAGUUCAACAAACGACGCGAAGACUUCUUCGAUCUUCGCUCCUACAAUGAUUAUCUUGAAGAGGUAGAAGAUAUCACUUUCAACCUUAUCAACGACGUCAACAUUGCUCAGACUGAGGCUCGGAUACUCGCUCAUCGACGUGAAAACGCAGCUCUUAUAGAACUCAACUCUCAGCGGGAAGAACAAUACGCGCAAGCUUUAAAGGAACAAGAAGAGCUAGAACGCCAGGAGAAAGAACAGCGUGCACUAGAGCUGCGAAGAGAACAGGAGAUAGAGCGUGAAGAACGAGAAACAGCCCAACGCGAGAUCAUCGAUCGCCUCGAGACUAGCACAAAGAGUGCUGCCAAGGUCAUCGCCAAAUCUCGUGCCGAAGCAAUGAAGAGAUCAUCCGCUCGUUCUACUACUACCACGGUUCUAAGAAGCAAUGCCCAACUCCUGCGUGCACGCGCUGCUCAAAGUACUGUUAUUCCAGAUCCACCACAUGUCCCCUUGCAGGACGAUUGGUAUGCUUACGACGAUCUCUACACGAUCCGGGACCAGUACGACGAUAUGUACAGCGACGCAGUGAGGAAGGAUCGUGAAGGAAUCAUGAGAGCGGGAGGAUAUCGGGUCGAAGAAGCUUGGGACAGAGCUCUCAGGUGUGCUGUUGCUGGAUUGGAUUUGCUACCUCUGUCGGGGCUGAACCCAUCACCUGCACGGACUGACAGUAUCGUAACACCCGCCUGAAAAUCGAUUGCAGUGUUUGUUCCGCAUUGAUGUAUCAAGUCAGCUAUGACAAUUCUAAUACUCCAUCCCAGGAA
Messenger RNA from Suillus fuscotomentosus, 1289 nucleotides. Its product is annotated as CDK-activating kinase assembly factor MAT1-domain-containing protein. Gene Ontology annotation, cellular component: transcription factor TFIIH holo complex. The coding region runs from base 76 to 1215 and encodes 379 amino acids. Gene Ontology annotation, molecular function: cyclin-dependent protein serine/threonine kinase activator activity. NCBI's taxonomy places the organism in Eukaryota, Fungi, Basidiomycota, Agaricomycetes, Boletales, Suillaceae. The transcript has 5 exons. The record is from RefSeq and is a predicted model, not a curated record. Gene Ontology annotation, biological process: nucleotide-excision repair; regulation of transcription by RNA polymerase II; positive regulation of cyclin-dependent protein serine/threonine kinase activity.